AUGUUCGCCGCACGAAGAGCAGUGUCCGGCGCUUUCCAGACCAGGGCUUUCUCGGCCUCGGCGAGAGACUUGUCGAAAGUUACCGUCCUCGGCGCUGCGGGAGGCAUUGGACAGCCGCUGUCUCUUCUCCUCAAGCUGAACCCUCGGGUUACUGACUUGGCCUUAUACGAUAUCCGCGGAGGCCCAGGUGUCGCUGCCGACAUCAGCCACAUCAACACCAAGAGCACAGUCACUGGCUAUGAUCCCACACCAUCAGGACUUGCCGCCGCUCUCAAGGGCGCAGAAAUUGUCCUGAUUCCGGCCGGUGUCCCCCGCAAGCCCGGCAUGACCCGCGAUGAUCUAUUCAACACAAACGCGUCCAUUGUCCGCGACCUCGCAAAGGCCGCCGCCGAAUCCGCACCCAACGCAAACAUCCUCGUUAUUGCCAACCCAGUGAACAGCACCGUCCCCAUCGUUGCUGAGAUCUUCAAGGCAAAGGGAGUCUACAACCCCAAGCGCCUCUUCGGUGUCACAACCCUUGACGUUGUCCGUGCCUCGCGCUUCGUCUCUGAGAUUAAGAAGAGCGACCCAGCGGAUGAGAACAUCACCGUUGUCGGAGGUCACUCCGGCGUCACCAUCGUUCCUCUGUUCUCUCAAUCAAGCCACCCAGAUUUGGUUGGCAACGCCGAGCUCCUCAAGCGCGUGCAAUUCGGCGGUGACGAGGUCGUCAAGGCAAAGGAUGGUGCUGGAUCUGCUACCCUGUCCAUGGCUAUGGCUGGUGCCCGAUUCGCCGAGAGUCUGUUGAAGGCUGCUCAAGGCCAGAAGGGUGUUACUGAGCCAACUUUCGUCGAUAGCCCAUUAUACAAGGACCAGGGUGUUGAUUUCUUUGCCAGCAAGGUUGAGUUGGGCCCCGAUGGUGCGGAGAAGAUCUUGGACGUCGGAAAGCUUGAUGCCCAGGAGCAGCAGCUCUUGGAUGCUUGCUUGGCGGAUUUGAAGAAGAACAUCGAGAAGGGCGUCACAUUCGUUGCCCAAAACCCAGGCAACUAA
Messenger RNA from Venustampulla echinocandica, 1026 nucleotides. RefSeq names its product malate dehydrogenase. Gene Ontology annotation, biological process: tricarboxylic acid cycle; malate metabolic process. Gene Ontology annotation, molecular function: L-malate dehydrogenase (NAD+) activity. The record is from RefSeq and is a predicted model, not a curated record. The coding region runs from base 1 to 1026 and encodes 341 amino acids. NCBI's taxonomy places the organism in Eukaryota, Fungi, Ascomycota, Leotiomycetes, Helotiales, Pleuroascaceae. The transcript is spliced from 5 exons. Gene Ontology annotation, cellular component: cytoplasm; mitochondrion.